GAAAGCAAUCCACAGUCAUUUGACCGGCCGUUUCGUCGUGCUCAGGAACAGGAAAGAAAAAUAACGAGCUGAAGUGAUGAAUUCCUACCUUGUCUUAGUUUGCAGCAUUUGUAUUUCCUUCAGUUGGACUGGUCUGUCGAAGUUGGUUCACAAAGGUAAUCACUGAUAGUGAGUCUAAUGAUUACAUAAAACCAAAAACUAAUUCGACAGUCUUUAGUAUCGAAUAAAAUUUAAGGCAAGGUAGUAGAACAUAAACAUUAUGUUCCUCAAGCUCUAUGAUGAGUUAUAGUACCCGCUCAGUAAUUUCUAGAGUUUUCUCUGGCACUGUUCUUCGCUCAUACACCUGUUACGCUUGUACUUAGAGUGUGGGCUACUUGGAUAAAACGUAACUUAGACCUCAAAAGGUAUCUUAGACCGCGGGCUAAGAUAAUUGUUAAGACAACAUUUUUUUUUGUAAGUCGUUUAUUUUACGCAGAUUAUAAACUACCAAUGGACGACCCAAAUUCAAAAUAACCUAGCACAGUUUGUGCAACACUGCCUUAACUCUGUUUAAAUAACCGACCCAGGACAGAAAGCUAAGUAACAGAAUACAGUUAAAACAAAGUCGGCUCUUACAUAACAGUAAGCAGUAAGAGACAAAAAGCAAGUUGCAUUAUUGUUUGCUAAAGUAAAACAUAGUACUACAUGUAUUUCAGAUGAAUGCUUAGCUUAAUUUAUGGAUCUAAUGGACUGUGUUAAAAGUUCGUAAAUUAAUUCCAGUAGCUAGUUUUGGAUGACAUAAAUGCAGGGAAAUUAUUGUAUAUGCUGCCUACAAUGCCCGUUUUAAAUACACUGUCGGCAUUUUUCAAGAACCGCACCUGGUCUUUUCGUAGCCAUAUGAUGACAUAUAAUAAUAGGAUUUUAUGGCGAUGCAUUAAUUAAGGCAAAGGCCUCCAGGGUCCAAGCUAUCGGAAUCUUUCAGCGAACACGUAAUCUCAAAUACAAUGCCUUUUGACACAGAUAAAAGACAACAUAUAUUUUCAAAUUAAUUAGUUUCGAAUGUUUAAACUCGCAGUCUUGGUGCAAAACUGCAUUUUUUUAAAAUGGUAAAAUAGUUUUGAAUACUUUUAGGCUAUAAUUGACCUUAGUGACACUGAAAAGUCGACAGAAAAAAAACGCUACAGACGUCCGUAUGUCUUAUUCGUUCAGAAAAUUAAUAGUUUCCUCAUGGGACCAAUUUUUACAUUAAUCAAUAAAAUAAUACGGUAUUUUUUUUAUCAUUUAUCUUUGUUUAUUUCUCAUCCAAGAGAGAAGGAAAUAAAAUUUGAAAUCAAUUUUCUUUAACUCUACCCCCCUCCCCCCCUCCACCCCUUCCCACCCACGCAAUUACAUUAACGGUGAAGCCAAAAAAUAAUUACGUAAAUCCUUUAUUAAGGCCCGGCCCGGCCCGGUAUAAGUACUCCAUAAAGAACUAAAAUAUACGGUGGAAAAGCUAAAGUACAAGAAGUCAAAGGUAUCUGAUACAGGCGAGGAUCAAAAACAAAUCCGAACUUCCAGUUGUUGAAUACACUAUCCUGGGUCAGUCCAAAUGAAGUUUUACAGUCGCGAUUGAUUUAUACAGUCUAUCAUAAAUUAUUGAAGGAAAAUAAGGGGGAGGGUCGAGAUAGGGGGGAUUAAAUUUCUUCCCCUAAAAAUUGGGGAGCUUGUUAGAGAGAGGGGGCUUAUAUGAGGGAGGGGGUGGGGGCGGGGGCUUAAUUAAGUGUAUUUACGGUAAUGAACACUCACUAGGCCUGAGUUUUUCCGCUUUCAUUCAAAAGCUUGCUUAGAAACAGUGGCAAUUAAAGAGGGAAACUCAUCAGGCAGCAAGCAAACAUUUAGCAAACUAUUUCGUGCUAUUCCCGAUCUUUGAUAUACGGCAUGUACAAGCACCCGUGUAUUCUUCCAGUAGCCUCCAUCUUGCAGUCUUUUAUACGGGAACCUAUGUGUAAGAAAAGUGAAAUAACUUUCAAAAGCAAUUGAAUAACUUAAGCUGGUGUUUAAUUCAAGGCAAAAAUGAUUUAAUAAGGAUUAGAUAUCAUGUUCUAAAGGAGCAAUUUAAAUCAACAAAAACAAGAGAAGUGAAUAUUAAGCCUUUGUUUGGCCGUUUAAAUAUUUCUAGUCAGACGUGAACCAACAACUCCAUUAUGGUCGACUGAUCAUAUGUUGUGUCGAGACCUGUUAUGGAGCUUUUUAUGCAUUAAAUGUUAUUGAAAUAUUCCAGCGUGCAAUUAAAGGACAUUUUCAGCAAGUUUAAAGACUGUCCUGUUCAACUGCCGAGGUAGACUAAGUAGACAUUCUUAUAAAAAAAAAAAAAAAUAGUACGUCACUUGGGGAAUACCUAAUUUCGUCAUUAGUUCAUUUUCCCUCACAUAAAGGCUCGGGAAGUCAAUAAGUAUUUUGACAAAACGUGCGUCAAAUUUUUUUCCGAUCGUAAUGUCACUUGUCAACAUAUGAUUAAACAUACUUAAGACCUAACAAAACCUUUAGUGAUUAUAUUUGAAAGUGAAUUAUUAAAGAUACACAAUGGCCCAAGUUUUCCGCAUUCACAAGAACAACUAAAGAACGAAACUUAGACCAAAACAAUUCUGUAGGAAGCGAGAUGCGGUGUCAAGUUUUCCUGCAGUUUAUUAUAACAAUAAGCUCAUUCUCGAUCUCUUGAUUAAAAUAAGCAAGGGCCUAGACCUCAACCGGGUAUUAACUUCUUGAAUACGAACAUAGUUGACACUGCCCGUUAUGAAUCAAUUCACAGUCAUGAGGGACACAAUUGAAGACCGUGUUAAUUUGCAUUAGACAUCAAGUUUAUUGGUCAAUCAAUGGUCUUUGAAUUGAAAACAAAUAAAUAAAGCAAAAGGACCCUCUAUUAUUUAAUUCCACGCAGUACAAGUUCCUUUCAGAGGGCUUUAAAAUAAUAUACUAGUUUGCUUGACCUUUAGCUAGCAUUUUUGUUCUUUUUAGCCUUCGAGACACAUAAAUCAAAAUUAAGUCUUUUCUGAUUGAUCUUUAGUCAAUUAAUUGGUCUGUGUUGAGAGUAGAAGACGCAACACUUGAAACAUCCAGUUUCAGUUAACAACAUCCAUGUGGAUCAGGAACGCCGGGGCGACCUGUGCUUUGGUUGAACCGCGCUUUGUUGUAAAAUAUCGCAAACGAAGAAUUACGCUUGAGUUCUUCUAUGUUAGCAGUUAAUUUCUUCGUCUCCGCUGCCAUUUCGGGUGAUUAGAACACAGAAAUAGCCAAAAAGAAAUGAAAAUUUCACCGAAAAUUCCCACUUUCCACUUUUUGGCAAAUUUUAGCAAUCUCUAGGAAUCCUCUAAGAGAGAGAGAAAGAGAGAGAAAGUAUAUCUAUAUUGCAUGACAUUUGCCCUGGUAGUAGGUGGGUUUAAAAUUUAGGGCUUUCAUGUCGUUAAAUUAAUGACGUCAUGGUUUCUUGCAGACGUCAACCCUUGUAAAUCAAACAACCACAAGGUGCUCUCCGAGCCUGAUCGGGCGGCAGGGUUUAUAAUAAUUAAAAGAAAAAAAAAAAAGUACGUCACUUGGGGAAUACUUACGUCAUUAGUCUAUUUUCCCUCGCAUAAAGGCUCGGGAAGUCAAUAAGUAUUUUGACAAAACGUGCGUCAAAUUUUUUUCCGAUCGUAAUGUUACUUGUCAACAUUUGAUUAAACAUACUUAAGACCUAACAAAACCAUUAGUUAUUAUAUUUGAAAGUGAAUUAUUAAAGAUACGCAAUGGCCCAAGUUUUCCGCAUUCACAAGAAUAAUUAAAGAACGAAACUUAGACCAAAACAAUUCUGUAGGAAGCGAGAUGCGGUGUCAAAGUUUUCCUGCAGUUUAUUAUAACAAUAAGCUCAUUCUCGAUCUCUUGAUUAAAAUAAGCAAGGGCCUAGACGUCAACCGGGUAUUUUUUAUUUAACUUCUUGAAUACGAACAUAGUUGACACUGCCCGUUAUGAAUCAAUUCACAGUCAUGAGGGUCACAAUUGGAGACCGUGUUAAUUUGCAUUAGACAUCAAGUUUAUUGGUCAAUCAAUGGUCUUUGAAUUGAAAACAAAUAAAUAAAGCAAAAAGACCCUCUAUUAUCUAAUUCCACGCAGUACAAGUUCCUUUCAAAGGGCUUUAAAUAAUAUACUAGUUUGCUUGACCUUUAGCUAGCAUUUUUGUUCUUUUUAGCCUUCAAGGCACAUAAAUCAAAAUUAAGUCUUUUCUGAUUGAUCUUUAGUCAAUUAAUUGGUCUGUGUUGAGAGAAGAAGACGCAACACUUGAAACAUCCAGCUUCAGUUAACAACAUUCAUGUGGAUCAGGAACGCCGGGGCGCCCUGUGCUUUGGUUGAACCGCGCUUUCUUGUAAAAUAUCGCAAACGAAGAAUUACGCUUGAGUUCUUCUAUGUUAGCAGUUAAUUUCUUCGUCUCCGCUGCCAUUUCGGGUGAUUAGAACACAGAACUAACCAAAAAGAAAUCAAAAUUUCACCGAAAAUUCCCACUUUCCACUUUUUGGCAGAUUUUAGCAAUCUCUACGAACCCUCUAAGAGAGAGAGAGAGAAAGUAUAUCUAUAUUGCAUGACAUUUGCCCUGGUAGUAGGUGGGUUUAACAUUUACGGGGAGCUUUCAUGUCGUUAAAUUAAUGACGUCAUGGUUUCUUGCAGACGUCAACCCUUGUAAAUCAAACAACCACAAGGUGCUCUCCGAGCCUGAUCGGGCGGCAGGGUUUAUAAUAAUGGACCAGCCACGCAGCGACAAAGAUGAGUUCAACGAGUCAACCGCUUGGUAUCGGUUUAAUGGCAGUGCUGGCGAUCGAAUGGCAAACCGUUGCGUUCCUUACAAACACUGUGGUACUGAGGCCACUGGCUGGCUGAACGGUCCUCAUCCUUCUAAGAAAGACGGCAUUGUUAAUCGCACUGUGUGCUUUCGAUCAGGGUAUGACUGCUGUUUUUGGAGCAUCCAAGUGAAAGUUCAAAACUGCAGUGGCUUCUAUGUGUAUCAACUGAAAAGAAACGUCCCUGGAGCUUACGAAAAUUACCGCUAUUGCGGUAAUGGAAAAGGUAACUGAAAAGUUCACUCUGAUAUUAAUUAAAUGCUUAUAACUUUUCUUUAUUUGGGUAAAUCGCCCCAUGUAAGGGAAUCCAAAAUAGUCUUAGAUUCUUGAUUCCCGGCUGUGGAUUCCAGAUUUCAGGUACUGGAUUCCAGUCAGUGGAACAUGGAUUCUGGAUUCCAAUAGUCAGUGGGAUUCCGGAUUCGUUUAGCUGUAUUCCGGAUUACAAAGCCCAGGAUUCCUGAUUUCAAAAUAAAAAACUUCCCAGGUAGCAAAAAUUUCUCCGAUUCCAGAAUCCAGAUUGCAUACCUUAAGAUUGAACUUUAGGAAAUGUUACUUAUCUUUGACAAAAAAGGCGAUUUGGAUUAACCGCGACAAAAUUUGAGUGACGACGAGGAAGCAUUCCAUUAGAAACGUUUUGCUGCCAUACAUCACCCUAGUUGCAUGUAACUAAAGCUUUUUGUUCUCUCUUCUAGAGCCUGAUCCAUGCGACAGGCGAUUUUAUAAGGUGCUAGAUGAAGACGAUAGAGCAAGAGGAUUCGUCACCGGAAGUGUCAUCAAAUGUGAUUUAGAAUCCGAAGAUGCAGUGAUGUACAACAGGUGGAGUCGGUUUAACGGCUCCGCAGGGGUUGCCAUGCCAACCAAAUGUGUUGAUAAAAUGCGGUGUGGAGCGGAGGCUCCCGGAUGGCUGCGUGAUAAACAUCCCAGAGUGAAUCAAGGUGUGGUCACACGAAAAGUUUGCUAUCACUGGGGCGGUGAUUGCUGCUUCUACAAAAAUGACAUUCAAGUCAAAAACUGUGGUGACUUCUUUGUUUACAAGUUUGAGAAGCCGCCGGCGAGUUAUCUGCGGUAUUGCGGCAAUGGCAAAGGUAAUCAUAUAUUGUAUAUUCAAAUGGACUGCGUUACAGGUAUAACGAAAUCUGUAUUGAUGACAGUUGUUACCAUUGAGAUGGGGCGAAAUUUUUUUUAUCAAGGUCAAAAUAGUAAAGUGAAACUGAUAUCAAGUUGAUUCAACGUUAUUGCUUUAUAUUUAGGUCCUUCGAAAAGCAGUAAUCCUGAUACUUGUGAGGCUGAAGUUGAGUCAGUUGAUUAUGAAGGUAAGAUUUAGCGCAGGACCGUGAUCACAACGAAGAUGGCGCGACUAGAGCGUUCACAUUCCUCUAUUAUUAUCAUUGUUGUUGUUGUUGUUGACGAUAAACGCAUGGAUUGCAUGAGCUACAUCUUUCUAGUUUCAGCGUAGAACGGCGGUCUAUAGCGGGCGGCGGAGCAGGGGGUCGGGGUUCCGUAGCCCCUCCAAACAAAAAUUUGAGCCUCCCCCCGCCGCCGCCGAAAAACGCCAAAAAACACUUUAACAGAUCUAUUUGACAAUACCUGUAACAUCGGGACUUAAGAGCGCACAUUUUCUGCCCUAAGACGACUCAAGAACUACCUAAAAAGCACCAUAAAGCAAGACCACCUGAACAACUGCCUAUACUGAUGCAUGAUCACAAAUUGAUUACGGACAAACUUGACACUGUGAAGUCAGCCUCUUUCCCAGGUUUAGGAGAGAAACCUGGGGACCAUGUUGACUGUGAAGAUUGGAGAGACAUUUGCUUGUACCAACGAACGACGCAAAGGGCAUUUUGGAAAAUCUGAGUAGGGGAAUGCGUAUGGCUGAGUUUCAAAACAUCAGUCCGCCUCCUCUGCCACAUGAUCACUUUUAGCCCACACUUUUAAAAAUAGCUAUAGGCAUUGAAUGAGGACUUGCGAACAAAAAUGUCUGGUUCUUAACACAUGUACACAGACUGGAUGAAGAGUUGAUCAUAAGUUGUCCAAUAAGGUACUUGUGAUGACGACUAAGACAUAUACUUUUGGUUUUUAAGAGCAUUAACUAAUUAAUCCUUGCCUGCUAUCUUGUGUUGUGAGGAGCUGGCAUUUAGUGGUGCCCGCUUCGCACUCUCCUAGGUAAUAAAAGGCCUUUGGACUCCACUUUGACCCUACAGUGUGGUCUGACGGCUAUGCCAUACUGAUGAGCCCUAAUACCGCUGUCACUGCCUGGGUGAUAUAGCUGUGCGCAUGCGUAUGGUAGUAGCCAGACCGUGGUUUGCUGUACAAACGUGUGUCACCGGCUUCGAAGUUCGUUUUGUUGUCUUUCGUGAUAUACAUGAUAUUUGGUAGAAAAUGCAUUGUUUGUCUCGUAGAAAACCCUUGUUUAACUGGUGAAUACAUCGAGCUGUCUGAGCAGGACCGCGCAGCUGGAUAUUUAGCUACAGGCCGUGAAAGGUGCGAUGGAAGCAAGUUCGCUAAAAAGGAAGCGUGGUAUCGCUUUACUGGGAACGCAGGUUGCAGAAUGGCUGAGGGAUGUGUUCCUGGGAAACACUGCACCAGUGGAGCUGCAGGCUGGUUGAAUGGAUCUCAUCCUCGAGACGAGGACGAAGGAGCAGUAAACAGAACUGUCUGCUUUCGCUGGAAGGACGACUGCUGCAAGAGGAAGAUUCAAAUCAAAGUUCGCAAAUNCCAGACCGUGGUUUGCUGUACAAACGUGUGUCACCGGCUUCGAAGUUCGUUUUGUUGUCUUUCGUGAUAUACAUGAUAUUUGGUAGAAAAUGCAUUGUUUGUCUCGUAGAAAACCCUUGUUUAACUGGUGAAUACAUCGAGCUGUCUGAGCAGGACCGCGCAGCUGGAUAUUUAGCUACAGGCCGUGAAAGGUGCGAUGGAAGCAAGUUCGCUAAAAAGGAAGCGUGGUAUCGCUUUACUGGGAACGCAGGUUGCAGAAUGGCUGAGGGAUGUGUUCCUGGGAAACACUGCACCAGUGGAGCUGCAGGCUGGUUGAAUGGAUCUCAUCCUCGAGACGAGGACGAAGGAGCAGUAAACAGAACUGUCUGCUUUCGCUGGAAGGACGACUGCUGCAAGAGGAAGAUUCAAAUCAAAGUUCGCAAAUGUGCCGGGAAUUUCUUCCUCUAUUUGCUGAAGCGAAACCCAUGGAAAAAGGUCUCCUGUAGUUACCGUUACUGUGGCAACGGAGAAGGUAAGGAUCGCACAAAAUCAAGUAGCCUGCGAGUAAACUCCUCAUUGGCCAUUUGCCCCUAAAAUUUUGCCUAAUCGUUGUCUUCAGUUUCUCUUGGGACGACUGAAACAUCCAGUGGAAAUGAAAAACGAAUGUUAUGCAAAAGUUUGGUGGUGGUGGAGGGGGAGUUGGUUGGUGCAAACGAGGUGUAUCAUGGGAUAUGUGCAAGUGGUUAAUUUGGGGGAGACGUGUCCCUUACGACUCGCUUCGUUUGCCAAAAAUGGCCGCUCUUAGGCUAAAAAUCAAGUUAUCAAGUAUGGUGCUUUCUCGAAAAACUUUUUUUGCUAAGCAUUUUAGAGAAGUGCUGACCCAUUGAUGAUUGUUUUUCUUUCAGCAUAGAACUUUUUAACAAAGCAAUAGAUUUAUGCUUAAUAUUCAUCUUUCUUUGCAUUACAAGUACUUCAAAAGAAGAAAUAAAACUGAACACUCAUUAAGUUUUUUCCUGGCUCUGUAUUUUCAGGGCCACCACACAUAAGAAAAGUUCCAACGACAAAAGGUAAGUAAAUUGUUGUAGGAGAAACAAAAACAGAACAAAAACCGAUUAUCCUUUUAGGCGAAGUAACCCAUUCGUCUUUAUAUAAAAUGUCCCUUACUCGUUAGAUUAUAAUUAUUCAGUAAGAAGGAAGCAAGUGCUUUUGAUCGCCUUCUACCAGGGAGAGGACAAAGGUGUAGAAAUUGCCGCAAGAUAUUUCGCCGAAAAGCAUAGCACUUUACAUUGUUAACCUCAAGUUUUCUCUUUCACUACAUCAAAUUUUUAGGACCUACGCCUACAAAAACGCCAUCGACGGCGAAAGGUAACAUAAGAAGCGUUUUUAACUUUAAAAGGGAAUUAGUUGCUGUCAAUUACCAGUCACCAUGGGCCGAGGUACCUGUUCGUUUAUAGUUCCUUCCGGUCUCAUAUAGUCUAGGUAGCAGGCGUCAAAACGAGUAGGGGAUUGAGAGGAUGGGAAAAAAGGAGGGCAGUUAUAUGUGGGAAAGAUUUUCAAAAUAAAAGCAUUUUCUCGCUGUUCUAAGCUUUGUUUUUCUCCGCCAAACUUUACAAAAACGCUAUUGACGGCGAAAGGUAAGACAAGUGAAUUUUGUAUCUUUUACAAAGGAGUAACGCCGCUGCUAAGCAGCUUUUAACAUGUUUAAGUUCCUGUUUCAUUUGUUGUUCCUUCUUUCAUAGGGAGGAAUCGGGAAGACUUUAUUUUGCUGAAAAAAAAAAAUAGCACUUUAAUUUUCACUGUGAAGUUCUAAAAGUUUUCUUUUUACCGUCAUUUUCUUAGGGCCCACGUCUACGAAAGCGCCACCGACGAAAGGUAAAAUAAACAAAGUUUUCUCGAUAUUAAUUAUGAUGCUGUUCACAGCAUCCUUAGUUCAGAUAAUACAUUGUAUGCCAGAAAGAUUUGUUUUAGCCCUAAAAAUGGAGCCGUUUCGGUAAAUAAAAUACAGUCCUAUUUUUUUAGUCUCAUUUGGCUCAUUUAUAAUCAGGGCCAGUACAUUCCAAUUACCUGGGGCUGAUUUAGACCCAAGGGCUGAAAUGGGCCCAGCGUGGGCUGGAAUAACCUUUUGAAUGGCCUGUCUUGGCUUCAAUUGUGCUCAAAUGGCUUCAGAAGGGGCUGAAUCAGACUUUGGCCUGUGGGGCUGAAUUGACACUUUGGGGCUGAAACAGAUCUUUUUAAUUUUUAGUGUAAUUCCCGUUAUGUGUGGGGAGGCUCAAAGAGAAACGGAAAGCGGACAGAGUAGAAACGAUAGUACGGUGACUGGUGUGAUGCUACCUAUCUAGCAAAGUCUUUAUUGAGAUUUCUGAAAUGCGAUUAUUUUUUUCUCCGUUACAGUCUCUGUCAGACCUUCUCAGCCUCACACGCUUCCUCAACAAGGUAACAAAAUAGAUGUAAUGAGCAGUUUUCUUUUUCCUCGUCUGCCAAUCAUAUCAAAGGUCCAUGAGAAGAAGGGCUAAGCUCAGCCGAACUGGUUUAUCUAUUACAUACUAACCCUAGCCCAACAAACAUUAGGAUAAUGGGAAAAUCAUCCCAAAUUUGGCACUUAGCGUCCGGAGGCUGGGGUCUUCGGUUAAUCAACUUUUUAGCUCAUACGAGGGAAGCCUCUAGCAGACUCACACGCGGAUCGAAUGAUAGGGAGGGAAGGCUAAAAAACUCGCAGUUAUAGCGAAUUUUGCUCAUGCGUAGAUGUAUGACUGUCUAAAAUGAGAUUUUUGCCUUCCUUCGCCUCUCUUCUCUUCGUAAUUUUUUACAGCAACUUUUCCUUUACUAUUUACAGAAGAAGUUGAUGUCAAAUGUGGAAAGAAUGAAAUGUGGAUCAGCAUUCCGAAAUACAUUCUUCACGGCCUUGAUCGAGAACACCUUCGCCUUGCUNUCAAAGAGAGACGGAAAGCGGACAAAGUAGAAACGAUAGUACGGUGACUGGUGUGAUGCUACCUAUCUUGCAACGUCUUUAUUGAGAUAUCUGAAAUGUGAUUAUUUUUUUCUCCGUUACAGUCUCUGUCAGACCUUCUCAGCCUCACACGCUUCCUCAACAAGGUAAUAAAAUAGAUGUAAUGACCAGUUUUCUUUUUCCUCGUCUGCCAAUCAUAUCAAAGGUCCAUGAGAAGAAGGGCUGAGCUCAGCCGAACUGGUUCAUCUAUUACAUACUAACCCUAGCCCAACAAACAUUAGGAUAUGCAAUGGGAAAAUCAUCCCAAAUUUGGCACUUAGCGUCCGGAGGCUGGGGUCUUCGGUUAAUCAACUUUUUAGCUCAUACGAGAGAAGCCUCUAGCAGACUCACACGCGGAUCGAAUGAUAGGGAGGGAAGGCUGAAAAACUCGCAGUUAUAGCGAAUUUUGCUCAUGCGUAGAUGUAUGACUGUCUAAAAUGAGAUUUUUGCCUUCCUUCGCCUCUCUUCUCUUCGCAAUUUUUUACAGCAACUUUUCCUUUACUAUUUACAGAAGAAGUUGAUGUCAAAUGUGGAAAGAAUGAAAUGUGGAUCAGCAUUCCGAAAUACAUUCUUCACGGCCUUGAUCGAGAACACCUUCGCCUUGCUGAUGAAAAAUGUACAGCCACCGAGACGAAAACACACUUCAUACUACAUACAAAUUUGACCGACUGCCACACAAGAAAAACGCACACCAAAAAUUUCGUUUGCUACAUGAACACGGUAUUAGAAAUCCCAGUAGCGCCAAAUCAGAUUAUCACACGGGUGCGUGAGGUGGAAAUACCAUUUAGCUGUUACUACUCAAACAUGGGCGUCGUCUCCGCUGUUGGCCUCAAAGUUCAAAGCAAGAAGAUCAUCUUCUCUAAGAAAGGCUUUGGAAAAUUCGUGUUGGAAAUGAAAAUAUUUCCAAACAACAAGUUUAUCUCUCCCUACAGGAAGGAAGAUUUCCCCAUAUAUGUGCCUCUGAGGAAAGUCUUGUAUAUUGAAGUCAGUGUAGACUCAAAAGACACCAGGUUGGCCGUUUUGGCAGAGGAGUGCUUUGCUACACCAGAUCCUAAUCCUAAUAAACCUGGAUUGAGAUAUAUAUUCAUCAAGAAUGGGUUUGUUAGAUCUCUAACACUAAUUUACUUAUUAACUUACGUAGCAGGCACUGGCUUAUUCUAAGUGUUUUUGAAACGGAGAACAAAUUGCGCGCUACUGCAUCGCACGUAAGGUAGUGUACGGACAAUUAAAGCAGUCCCUUGGGUGGGACAUUUAGAGCGACUUGUGAUCUUACCCUAUUAUAAAAUUGUGCUACAGCAAGUUUAUAAGCUUAAAUCAACUUUGUGUGAUAACGGCACUUCUCCCUUACUAUCAGAGUGACUACCAUUUUAACAAAGUGGUCUGCAUUGUUCAUUUGCCGUUUUUCGUAAAGCAGGAACCACUAGCAUAAUUAAGCCAGUUAGAAGAAUUUUACCUGACUUCUUCCGUUUCCUCACAGUCAUCCAAGAUUAACGUUGUGUGCAUGAGAUGUAUUUUCUCAGCUUUUGCAUUCAAAAUCUCUCAUCCCUUUUAGGUAUGCAUGAGUUAGUUUUCUUGCGAACCGAAAGGAAACCCAAAUAGAAUAAAUAUUUUGAGUUCACAAGAGUUCUCAUUCAAUGUGGUUCGGCAGACAUCGUCUCCCAUUCCUCUAUCGUCUCUAACAAGUAUUCUAAAAUUUUCUGACAUUUCUUGCAGGUGCAAGCAAGACGAUACUGUCACUUUCAUUCAAACAGAAGACAAACAGACUCAGCAUUUCAGCAUCGAAGCCUUCAGUUUCCUUGGCGAUCAUCAGUUUGUCUUCAUGCAUUGCAGAGUCAAGAUUUGUAACGCAACAGAUCCCCAGUCACGCUGCGCACAGGGAUGCCUACAGCAGCGACGUAAGAGAUCCCUGUGGACCAACCUUGGGAGAGAUGAGGAGUACAGUGUGUCUCAUGGACCUUUUAUGAGGAAAGAUGAAGAAGAACAAGUAAGGGAUGUUCAGGAUUCUACAGACGACUUACUCAGGAAGGAUAUCAAAGGUAAAGCAUUAUAAUCAAAUACAGUAAAUUGCAGUUUAUAACCUCUUGGGGUCCCCAGUUAUAGGUCCAUGUACCUGUAAUCAAUAAGAUGGUACACUCGGUUAUAAGCUUGUCUCAAGCCUUUGUUCCAAAUGUGUUGAAAUGAACUCAAAUUCAGAUUAUUCAAAUUCAAUUCUGUAAUGAUUUUUUUAUAUUAUGACGUUUUGAAGAUUGAAAAAACAAAACAAGUGACUGGAAAACGUAUUUUGAUCAGCACUGCUAGUUUGUCUCGAAACACUUCUCUAAUCCAUUUAUGAGACUUAUGAAUUCCUCGUGAAACACCUUAGAAGAUGUAUUAGUCCACUUCUUAUAAGCAGCAGUUUCCUUCAAAUCAACUUAUGUCCACCAUUCUUAGGCUCUUGCAAGCCAGAAUGCGACGAAUUCGAGAAUUCGCCUUAGAAGUAAAAAUUGAAAUGUUAGAAACACUAUUUACACUAAUUAUAAUUUCGUGUUACAGGUGAUGAGAGCAAUCCGACUUUGAUCAUUGCUAUGGCCUUGACCAGCGCGAUAUGUGUGACUGGAAUGACAUACAUGCUGUGGUCAAAGAAAAAACAAACCAAAUAUGGCUACCGUCCGCUAACACAAACAAAACUUGACUGAUACCUAAAGGCACAAGUUUUAUCUGAGGCUAAUUUUAAUUGCUAAGUUUUACAGAGUGUAAAGAAAGGUGGGCUUGACCAGAGUGGGGUGGAGCGGGGAAUGCUUUGCAUCAGUUUAAAUUGCAUGUAAGAAAAACAAACAAACAAACAAAAAAUACUGACCGUUUUGAGAUUAUUACUCGUGCCAAUCGUCUUCUCAUAAAUGAAUCGUUAUGAAUAGUAAGUCCUCUUCUUAAUUGAUAAAGAAAAAGAUUGAUCGCUAGAAGAAUUAUUGAACAGUCCUUACAGUAAAUAGUUAACGCCCUGCUGAAAUUGCCCUCCUCCACCCUACUCAACCAUGCACUCUAACCUCUCAAAAGCAAGGGAUAAAUCCACUAAUUAUUUUAUAAGGGGUCCAAGUUGUGUGCGCAGUGUUGGUGGUUAAAAUUACAGGAUAGUUGUAUGCAAGCUAAAACUUCUUCCAUCUGGUCUGAUAAUCUUCCCUUGAAGGGUGACGAUCCUCCCUCAAGACAUGAAAAACGCCUGCUUGUAACAUCUUUUUUAGUGUUUUUAUUUUACUUCUGACAAGCUUCUUGUCGAAUUCCUCUCAGUGUUAUAGCUAAUGGUAUUUUAAUCACAGGAUUGGGCAUCCUUUUUCCUCGUCAAGCAAGCGCCGAAGGGGUGGUUAAUCAGUUAAUCGAUCUUUUCCACUAGUCCUCUUACAUGAAAAGGUUUGUUUGGCCUUUGAAAUUGGUUUUCAAUCGAGGGAUCAAGUACCUUCUGACCCAAAUUAAGUAGCAUUUUGUCGAGUUUGGCACCUGGAGGUAUGGCGGGUUUGCGAGGCCUGACAGCAUGCUUCCCCUCGAGCACAGGUGACGCCCCCUCUCCCCCUCUUUUUUAUAUCCCUUUUGUUUUGAUCAUCCUCUUUAUUUUCCUCGGUUAGCCCUUUCCCUGGAGCUUCGUGAGGUUCUGCGAGGCAAUUGUUUUUAUGGAGUUUAUUGCAUUGUAUUUAUUUAUUUGCACCAUGCACGGUAUAUAAUUUUACUGACUAUUAUUGUGUUAAUAUUAAAAAGUCAUAAGUCCUUAAAGGAGCAGGAACUCUAUCUC
This is a messenger RNA of Porites evermanni, 14260 nucleotides long. NCBI's taxonomy places the organism in Eukaryota, Metazoa, Cnidaria, Anthozoa, Scleractinia, Poritidae. The record is from the annotation of a GenBank genome assembly.